AUGCCAGAUGGGUUUGAGCUCAACGACAUCAAGGGUGACCACAUCAUCAACAAAUGUUGGUACUCUGCGUCUGGCUACAGCCCGUCGAUUGACGAUGCCGUUGUGCGGUGUGGAAAGCGGUCGACAUCGUCCGUGUGCCGGAUGCUCCCGGACGAACGCACUAUCGAUACCGCGACCACCGAGAUCUCCAUCCAAAAUGAAGCCAUGGUGAAGAAGAUUUUGUCUGACAACACAACCAAGAUUGGCACAACCAGCAAUGAGCCCUGA
Messenger RNA from Aphanomyces astaci, 267 nucleotides. RefSeq lists its product as hypothetical. The record is from RefSeq and is a predicted model, not a curated record. NCBI's taxonomy places the organism in Eukaryota, Oomycota, Saprolegniomycetes, Saprolegniales, Verrucalvaceae. The transcript is spliced from 2 exons. Bases 1 to 267 code for a protein of 88 amino acids.